AUGGGUUCGAUCCACGGGCCGAGUGCAGGCCACACAGCAGAGUCGGACCGCAAGAUCAUCGUUGCAGGAGCCCAGCUGGGACCCAUUCAUGUCGACACGCCGCGGUCGGAGGGGAUGGGCCGGAUGAUCAAGUUGAUGGAGGACGCGCAUCGACAGGGCGUCCAGUUGAUCGUGUAUCCUGAGAUCGCGCCCGUGACGUUCUUCCCUCGGCACAUCCUGGACGGCGAUGAGCUCGAGCAAUACUUCGAGAACGAGCAGGAGGUCGGCGGCGACCCGACCAAGCUGGCCAACCUGAAGCCGCUGUUCGACAAGGCCCGGGAGUUCAAGAUGGACAUGUACAUCGGGUACGCGGAGCACGCCCCCGAGUCCGGUGACGGGGAACACGUCCACUACAACACGGCGGUCUACUACUCCGGGGUGGCGGAUCAAGUCAUCUCGAAAUAUCGCAAGGUGCACCUGCCCGGCACUUUCGAGCCCUACGAACGCAAAGACGCCACAAACCAGCUGGAGAAGCGAUACUUCCUGCCGGGCAACCUGGGCUUCCCGGCGUUUCGAGCCCCAGGGCUGGUCGCCAACGCCGUCAGUAAGAAAUCAGGAGCAAAGCCCAACGAGCCAGACACGCUGGGCAAGGGCGACCCCAUCAUCGGCAUGCUCAUCUGCAACGACAGACGGUGGCCCGAGGCGUGGAGACCGUACGGCCUGCAGGGCGCGGAGCUCGUGCUGUGCGGCUAUAACACGACGGCAUGGGCGCCCGAACUGCUCGGCACGAGCACGAAGAUCUCAACCAAGGAGAAGGCCAAACAAGAGGCGCUGUUCCACAACAAGCUGUGCGUCACGUACAAUAGCUAUGCCAAUGCUUGCUUCAGCAUCAACGUCGCAAAGUGCGGCGUCGAGGACGGCAAGUAUCCGUUGAUCGGAGGCAGCUGUAUCGUCGACUGCGACGGAGAGGUCGUCGUGGAAGCCAAGACCGAAGACGACGAGCUCAUCGUCGCCGAGAUCGAUCUCGGCAUGUGUCGCCGCGGCAAGGAGAAGGUGUUUGCGUUCGAGAGGCACCGACGGACCGAACAUUACGGGAUCAUUGCCGAACAGACGGGCGUGGUAGAGCCGGAGUUGCUGUAG
This is a messenger RNA of Cladophialophora carrionii CBS 160.54, 1119 nucleotides long. RefSeq lists its product as uncharacterized. The record is from RefSeq and is a predicted model, not a curated record. The coding region runs from base 1 to 1119 and encodes 372 amino acids. The transcript has a single exon. Gene Ontology annotation, molecular function: hydrolase activity, acting on carbon-nitrogen (but not peptide) bonds, in linear amides. Lineage: Eukaryota; Fungi; Ascomycota; Eurotiomycetes; Chaetothyriales; Herpotrichiellaceae.